UCCAGUUACACAGUCGCAGCACACAUCUUCGGUCCAUCGUUUGGCUUGUUACGAUUCUCCUGCCAUAAGCAGCCGUAUUCCAGCACGUUGUUUUUUUUGGAGGGGGUGGGGGCUUUGUCUGUCAUUGUGUUUGUUGAUUUCUGUGUAGUCUGCUAUAAUAUAAUAUCAGCAUAAAGGUCGGGAGGCCGAGACCAUGGAGUUCCUUCCUCCACCUGAAUGCCCGGUGUUCGAGCCCACUCAAGAGGAAUUCGCUGACCCCUUCGCUUUUAUUAAUAAAAUCCGACCGAUCGCGGAGCAAUGCGGGAUAUGUAAAGUUCGCCCACCGCCGAACUGGCAGCCUCCGUUUGCAUGUGAUGUAGAUAAACUUCAUUUUACUCCAAGAAUCCAAAGAUUAAAUGAACUGGAGGCUCAGACUAGGGUAAAGUUAAAUUUCUUGGACCAGAUUGCCAGAUUUUGGGAGUUGCAAGGAUGUACUUUGAAAAUUCCUCAUGUUGAACGGAAGUUGCUAGAUUUAUUUCAGCUAAACAAGUUGGUUGUUGAAGAAGGAGGCUUUGAAGUAGUUUGCAGGGAUAGGAAAUGGACUAAAAUCGCAACAAGAAUGGGCUUUGCUGCAGGAAAAGCAGUAGGGUCCCAUAUCAGAGGCCACUUUGAACGCAUUCUUCACCCAUUUAACAUGUUCCAAUCUGGUACCAACUUGCUGGCUCCAGAUUCAUGCGGAAAACAAUUUGAUAUCUUGGAUGAUACGGAAGUGGAAAAGAAGCAUGGUCUUAUGACUCCCUAUGUCAAGGACAAAGAAUACAUACCUCAUGAUAUCUUACAGAGACAGUCUGUCUUGCUGUCAGAAAAAUGCACCCCAGCCAGAAGGGCAAAACGCAUGAAAGCUGAGUCUGCUACCAUUAAAACUGAGGAGGGAACAGCCACUGAGCUAAGGACACGUACACUGCGCCGUAGGAUGGGAUCAACACCGUUUAGACAAGAAAAACCAGAAACACAAGGGAUUGUGAAAGAGGAGCAAGCAGAAUAUGUGGUUGAGAAGGCAAAAGUUCGUUCAAAUAAAUCAAAAAGCCCUGUGGAUUUAUAUGUAUGUCUUAUCUGUGGGAGUGGUAGUGAUGAGGACCGUCUUCUUUUGUGUGAUGGAUGCGAUGAUAGUUAUCAUACAUUUUGCCUCAUUCCCCCACUUCAUGAUGUUCCGAAAGGAGAUUGGAGAUGUCCAAAAUGUUUGGCACAGGAAUGCAGAAAACCUCAGGAAGCAUUUGGGUUUGAACAGGCGUCAAGAGAUUACACUCUACAUAUGUUUGGAGAGAUGGCUGAUAACUUCAAGUCUGAUUAUUUCAACAUGCCUGUGCAUAUGGUACCCACAGAGCUAGUAGAGAAGGAGUUCUGGCGUCUUGUAUGCACUAUAGAGGAAGAUGUGACUGUUGAAUAUGGAGCUGAUAUUGCCUCUAAAGAAUUUGGAAGUGGAUUUCCUGUACGAGAUGGCAAAUUUAUUGUAAAACCUGAAGAAGAGGAAUACCUAGACUGUGGCUGGAAUCUGAACAAUAUGCCUGUGAUGGAGCCCUCUGUCUUAGGCCACAUUACAGCUGAUAUAUGUGGAAUGAAGUUGCCAUGGCUUUAUGUGGGGAUGUGCUUCUCGUCGUUUUGCUGGCACAUUGAAGAUCACUGGAGCUACUCCAUUAACUAUCUGCACUGGGGUGAGCCAAAGACUUGGUAUGGAGCACCUGGAUAUGCUGCAGAACAGCUGGAAGAUGUGAUGAGGGAACUUGCACCAGAACUAUUCCUUUCACAACCUGACCUCCUCCAUCAACUAGUUACCAUCAUGAAUCCCAAUACUCUGAUGGCACAUGGUGUGCCGAUUUAUCGUACUAACCAAUGUGCUGGAGAAUUUGUGAUAACGUUUCCUCGUGCUUAUCACAGUGGAUUUAACCAAGGCUUCAACUUUGCAGAGGCUGUAAAUUUUUGUACAGUUGAUUGGCUGCCUCUUGGACGCCAGUGUGUGGACCAUUAUCGAGCCUUAAACCGAUACUGUGUGUUUUCUCACGAUGAAAUGAUCUGUAAGAUAGCUGCCAAGGCAGAACACCUGGAUGUGAUACUUGCAUCAUCUGUUCAAAAGGAUCUGGCUGUGAUUAUUGAGCAGGAGAGGCUCCUUCGGGAGGCUGCCAGAAAAAUGGGGGUGGUGGAUUCUGAAAAAAUUUACCUGGAGCUCUUAGCAGAUGAUGAGCGUCAAUGUGUGAAGUGUAAAACCACUUGCUUCCUAUCUGCAGUAUAUUGUUCCUGUAACCCUGGGACCAUUGUUUGCCUGCACCAUGUGCUGGAACUGUGCACUUGUGCACCCAACAAAUAUAAGAUGGGUUACCGUUACACUUUGGAUGACUUGUAUCCCAUAUUGAAUGCUGUGCAGCUACGAGCAGAAUCUUAUGAUAGUUGGGCAUCAGAGGUUAUUGAUGCACUCAAGAACUCCGGCAAAAAAAAGGGCCUAUCAUCUCUUCAUCUGCUUGUAGAGGAAUCCAAAGCAAAACAUUUCCCGGAUAAUGACCUCCUGCAUCACUUGCAAGAAGUUGUGCAGGAUGCAGAACGAUAUGGAGCACUUGCUCAGCAGCUGCUAAAUGGGAAGCGGCACACAAGAUUUCGGUCAGGAGGUGGAAAAUCAUCAAACCAACUCACUGUUGCAGAAUUCAGGUCCUUUGUAAAGCAGCUUAAUUCUUUUCCUUGUAUUAUCAACCAAGCACCUCAACUCAAGGAUCUACAAACACGUGUCGAUGAGUUCCAGUUGCGUAGCCACAUAUUGCUGACUGCCGAGAUGCCGCGAGCAAGUGAUCUGCAGCAGCUUCUUGACUCCAGUUUCCAGUUUGACCUUGACUUACCAUUGGAAAAACUUUGGGAACGUUUGGAGCAGGCACGCUGGCUUGAAGAACAAGAGCAUGCAUGGCAGGAGCCAGGAUCGCUUACAGUGGAUGUUAUGAGGAGGCUUAUUGAUUUGGGAGUAGGGCUGACACCUCAUCCACUUGUGGAGAAGGCAAUGGCUAAGCUACAAGAGAUGCUCACAAUGUGUGAGCAUUGGGAUGACCGUUGUAAAAGUUUGCUUAAAGCCAGACCACGAAAUCCACUCAGCUACUUGACAGCUACACUGCUAGAAGUGGAGAAAAUCACAGCGUUUUUGCCUAGUGCCGAGUUACUAAAAGAUGCUGUGCAAAGGGCUCAAGAAUGGUUGCAGAAAGUGGAUACACUGCAGGCUGGAUGUAAAGUUCCUGUGCUGGACACUUUGGUGGAGUUGGUGACUCAAGGUCGUGCAAUUCCUGUUGAUUUAGACCCUUUGCCGAGGCUUGAAUCCCUGGUGGAAGAAAUACAUGCAUGGACUGAUUGUGCAACCAAUACCUUUUUAACACCAAAUUCACCAUACUGUCUGCUUGAGGUACUUUGUCCUCGUUGUGAUUUUAGAACAUUUUCUUUAAAAAGAAAAAUAAGGAAGAUAAAGGAUUUGACCAGUAAUGGAGGGAGAAAAAAAUAUUCAAAACCAGAUGAACUGAAGCAGCUAGAGAGAGCUCUGAAUGAAAACAGUGAUACUGCCAGUGCAAUGCCCACCUUGGAUCAGGCCCGAUUGCACGAAAUGGAAUCUUUGCAUGCCUUGCGGGUUUGUAAUGAAAACAGACUUCAUUUCAACAAGGAUCAAACUGAUUGGAAGGUGUGUUUAUGCCAAGGGCCCCCUGUGGCUCCUAUGAUCCAAUGUGAGUUGUGCCGUGCCUGCUUCCAUCUUAACUGCAUCACAACCUCUCCACAUGGACCAAAGGUCUGGCUGUGCCCUCAAUGCCAUCGCUCAAAGAAACCUCCGCUGGAGAAAAUCCUGCCUCUACUGGCAUCUUUACAACGUUUGCGUGUACGGUUACCUGAGGGAGAUGCUCUGCGUUACUUAAUAGAGAGAACGGUCAACUGGCAACAUCGGGCCCAAUAUAUGUUAUCAUCUGGCAAUCUUAAACCGGUGCAAGAGAAGGUCAGAUCGAGCCACUUGUACAACAAGUGGCAAGCAACAGCUGGGCAAAUGGAAGAAACGGACAAAGUGUCACAGAAUGUUGGAGCCACUUCAUUUUCUUUACCGCAUGAGUGGGACAACAGAACUAUUUAUGUCCAGUCUCCCUUUUCUUCUGGACGAAACUGCAUCCCCCUGACCUGUUUAACUUCUGAACUAGAUGAGUUACUGAUGGAAGCUCAAAUUCUACAAGUAUCACUUCCUGAAGUCCAGGAGCUUUAUCAGGCCAUCCUUACACAACCUAAUCACUCAGUGGCAGAGAGUAUCAUUCCUGUCUCUGCUGUUGGUUUUGAAAAUGGAAGCACAAAACAGCAAGGCAUAGAAAGGAACCUAGCACAGUGUGAGGUUUUAAACUACAUAACAAAGAAAGCUGACCACACAGUUCGGAAGUUGAAGAGACAUUACAGAGGCUCAGAGGUUAGAAUGAAGAGGGCAUCUUCAUCACGCAAAAAAAGGGUGACUGUAGUACAAUCAACAGACUUGUGUAGCCGAGAACCACAAUCAGAGGACACCAUUAACUGUGACUCGCUUUGCUUCUUUACAUCCGAGUCUGAUGAUGACAAUGCAGUUUGUCCAGCAGAACAGUGCUUCGAACCUGAAGGAGAUGAGGUUGAUUGGGUACAGUGUGAUGGAAGUUGCAAUCGCUGGUUCCACCAGGUCUGUGUUGGAAUCUCUGCAGAAACAGCUGAGAGAGAAGAUUACAUGUGUGCCUGCUGCAAUGAAAAAGUUGCAGCUGCUAGCAAAUAAGAGCCGUUGUUUCUUGCCACCUAGAUAUUCAGGUCUAUCAGAUAUUCUUCAGGGCUCAUGUCCUUGCCUUUAAACAAUCAUGUUUCCUUUACAUGCAUUUUUGGUGAAAACAACCAAUUCAAGAUGAAAAGUUGUGAACACUCAGGUUUUUUUGUUUGGUUUUGUUUUGUUUUUUUAACUGCAUCUUUUACUAUUUGGAACUUCAAUAACAAUCAAUUUGAUGUAUAUUGUUUGUCUGAGGAAACAUGUUGGAGCCUAAAUGUGGAUAAAAUAAAUGAAAUAGGAUCUCCAUUAAGUCACCAACCAUCCUGAGAUCCCAUCCCGGCUUUCCCUAAAACAGCACAUUUUUUGGUUCCCCGUAGAACAAUUUAUAUGAGCAAUAACUUUAUUUAAUUUUUUUAAUAUUCCUCCGUUUGAAUGCAGAUCGCAAAUGGUUUUUUUAAAUGCUCUUCUUCCAGAGGGAAAAUGUGUAGUAGCAUUCGUUUGUAGGUGCUUGGAGCAGCCAGCAUGUUAAACAGAGCUGUAUAUCAGCUUACUUUUGCAUUUCUAAAAAUCAGUACAUGUUUGUCUUCGUUUUUAUUGUAGCAAAUUUUGAAGUUUACACUGUGGAAUAAAAUUACCUGAUUAAAAUAUA
Molecule: messenger RNA, 5402 nt
Organism: Pelobates fuscus (common spadefoot toad)
Lineage: Eukaryota; Metazoa; Chordata; Amphibia; Anura; Pelobatidae
Gene: KDM5B
Product: lysine demethylase 5B
Exons: 28
Coding region: 194-4768 (1524 amino acids)
Biological process (GO): chromatin remodeling; regulation of DNA-templated transcription
Cellular component (GO): nucleus; chromatin
Molecular function (GO): histone H3K4me/H3K4me2/H3K4me3 demethylase activity; DNA binding
Source: RefSeq, a predicted model, not a curated record